Messenger RNA from Sorex araneus (European shrew), 741 nucleotides. Its product is annotated as translation initiation factor IF-2-like. The transcript is spliced from 2 exons. The record is from RefSeq and is a predicted model, not a curated record. Lineage: Eukaryota; Metazoa; Chordata; Mammalia; Eulipotyphla; Soricidae. The coding region runs from base 1 to 741 and encodes 246 amino acids.
AUGCAGAGUCCUUCCGACGGCCAAAGAACUGAACGCGCUCCACGGAAACUUUCUGCAUUGCAGCGUUCGGGGCAUUCAUGCACACAAAAGCCACCGUCCUCCACCCACCCCCCCCCCCCCACCCGCCCCGCGCCAGCCUCCGGCUGGAAAGGCAACCCCUUCAAGAAAACGCAGCCCGAGCUCGGCUGCGCUCUCGGCCAAUCCCACCUCCAGGCCUUAUCUCAGCUGUCAGAGCUGACCCCCGUGGGAACAAAGACGGGUGCCCAUGGGGUGCGCUGUCACCGAAACCGGCGGGGCUGCCUUCUCAAGUUUGCCAGGGCUCAGUUCGCUGGGGCGCUACCGAUAGCCCCCUCUCCGAGCAACCUGAGCGUCCCCCGGGAAAGCCGCUUUGGCGCCGCCACCGUGCCCCCCGGCCCCUCUGCCCCUUUCACCAACACCCCCACCGCGUCCCCUCCUGCCCCCCGCAGGGCUGAGACAGACGGGCGCUUACCUUGGCCACUGGCCGGUUCCAGACAGGAGGCAAAAGCCAGCAGCAGCGUGCACGCCGCCGCCGCUGCCCGGCUCCCCAUCCCCGCCACGGUCCCGCGCACCGGCCUCGCCUUUCCUGCCCCGGGAGGUGGGCGCGCGUCGCACUCGGCACCAGCCGCGCCUCAGCUGGCGAGCGCUCCUUUAGGCCAACAAUUCAGCUGCGUCCAGGUAACUGCAAGCGGGUCCCCGCGCCCGGGGCAUCCCGUUUUCUAG